Ascoidea rubescens DSM 1968 is the source of this 1379-nucleotide messenger RNA. RefSeq lists its product as uncharacterized. The record is from RefSeq and is a predicted model, not a curated record. The transcript has a single exon. Bases 90 to 1286 code for a protein of 398 amino acids. Lineage: Eukaryota; Fungi; Ascomycota; Saccharomycetes; Ascoideales; Ascoideaceae.
AUUUUCUGGUUAAUUAUUUUUAUUUCUUUUGAUGUCAGUUUUAUGGGUUGUUGUUUUUUUAUCUUUUAAGUUUCAUAGAUAUUUGGAUUAUGAUGUUUUUAGUUAAGUUUUUUAGCUAUUCUUUAGCAUUGAUAUUAUAUUGCAUUAUUGGAGAAUUUUGGAGAACCAGUAAUGGAGAAACAAUUAUUGAAUUGUUUAAAGGGCCAAGUUUAAAUGUCAACACUGAAAGAGUAUGUGAACAAGUUAGUCAAUCAAGAAGUUUUUAUUCUGGAUUUAGAAUUGAUAGACAGUACAUUUAUAAUGGAAAUGAAAAGAACUCCAGUGAGGAUGCUAUUGGUCAUGAAACGCACUUAUAUUUGUGUCAAAAUGGUAAAAUUGGAUUAGAUAUAACUCUUGAGUUAAAGGAUGGAUUUUUUGAUAAUGGUAUACCAUGGAAUAAAGAGAUUUGUGAAAAGGUUAGCGAUAAUUGUUUCAAACUUUCAAGGAAAGAGCAGUACUCCCACAAUACAUUAAAUAUCUAUCCAAAGGACAUGCUAGUGGGAAUGAUUUUCCAGGCAGAGAAUUUUUUUGAAAAGAAAAAAGAUAAAUCUGGGUUGUCUUCAUCAAUUUUUGACUUGCUAAGUGGCUCUAAUAUUUCAAGCUCGAGUGUUUUUUUUGGCUCCAAUGAUAAAUAUUCGAAGAAAUUUGAUGUUCAAGUCAGAGAAGACAAAGACAAAUCUUUAAGAGAGUAUUUUCCAUUGAUGCCAUUACUAGCAGAUAACUUCAAUGAUCAAUGGAUUGAAAUUAGGGACAAUUUCAAAAUGGUUUAUCAUGUUCCUUUGUUUUUCACGCCAGAUUCUUGUCACAAAGAUUAUACAAGCAAUUACCAGGUUAAUGAAUUAAGUAGGGAAAUUUUAAUUGAUGAAAAUUAUCGAAAUCAAGAAGCUUUAAGCAAAGAAUAUAGGAGCUUGGUUGAUUUAGAAAAAGCUAAAAUCCACGAAAAAGUCCAUGAGAAAUUGGCAGAAACACAUGGAAAUAGCUUCAACAGUCUAUUCAACAGCAAUUCAUUUGUUGGAGACAAGUUGAUUUUGUUUUUUGUCAAAUAUCUACAUCAAAUUGGCAUUUUCAAAAACGACAAAGAUGAAUAUGUGCUUGAUAAAGACAUCGAAGCGCGAGUAGAAAACAGCAAUCAAGACAUUCCUCUCAGCUUGAUGGUGAUCUUGUCCCAGUUAUACGAUGAGCAGGAAUUCAACCAGUUGGUGUUAUCUUUUGUAGACAACAUGAACGCCCUCAGGCUCUUUGGCUAGCAGCUUCUCAUAGAAAAAGCAGCUUCUCGUAAAUAAAACACUUAAUAAAUAUCUUGCUCUGAGUCCGAUCCAGUAAUAUUCUCUCGCCCAGAU